AUGGCAACUCCCGAGACAUUCACUACUGAAGAUUUAAGACCUCCCAAAAAAAUAGUUGUACCUUUAUGGGUAGCAUUAUCUUUAAAAUCUCAACGUUUAUGUAAAAUAAUUCUUCCGGACUGGCUUAAAAUUGAUAAUCUCGAAAAUUUAUUAUUCAAAGAACAAAAUUUUCCCGAAUUUAGUCCAGUACCUUUUUAUUAUUUUGAGAUUUCUCAAAUGUUGUUACGGGCAGCCGAGGAUGAUUUAAUAGAAUCAGAGAAAAUUCGAUACUCUUUACAAAAUCUUAAAGAAACCAGAGAAAAUAAAAUUAGAGAAGGUUUAUUAAACCUUGAACCUAUUCCAAUUAAAAAUUAUGAGGAUGAAUUUGCUAACUGUGGAACUGUGGAACCAAGAGAAUCAGAAUGCUUCGUUCAGACAUAA
This is a messenger RNA of Diversispora eburnea, 420 nucleotides long. NCBI's taxonomy places the organism in Eukaryota, Fungi, Glomeromycota, Glomeromycetes, Diversisporales, Diversisporaceae. The record is from the annotation of a GenBank genome assembly.